Molecule: messenger RNA, 2928 nt
Organism: Ornithodoros turicata
Lineage: Eukaryota; Metazoa; Arthropoda; Arachnida; Ixodida; Argasidae
Product: death domain-associated protein 6-like
Exons: 10
Coding region: 6-1997 (663 amino acids)
Molecular function (GO): histone binding
Source: RefSeq, a predicted model, not a curated record
CCACCAUGGGACCAUGGUCCGCACUAAUGGCGGACGUCAUGUCUGGUAUUGUUUCGGUGUCGGAGAUAAUUUUAAUAUCGGAUGACGAAGAAAGCACGGAAAAAAAUCACAAAAUACCUACUGCUUCAGACACCAAAGCGAACAUUAGAAAAGAAUCGCACUGUGUAGAUGAAGAGGAUGUGAAAAAUGGCAAAGAGCAAAGUCUGAUCGUCCCGAUAAAGAAGAUCGACGAUCAAGAGCUGCUUCAUCGGGCAAACUAUCAGGUGUCACCUGUACUUGUUAAGAUGACAGCAAGAGCCAAUGAAGUACUAAAAAAGUUUUUAUCAGCAUGCCAACCUCUGAUGCACACUGCCAACGACUGCAAGAUCCUGGACAGCAUUCGCCAUGAUGUCCAGCAAGCCAAUCUGCACUAUUUAGCUUCUGACAAGUUUUACGAUACAGUCAAGUUCCUUGCUGAGAGGGUCACGGAAGACCCGAAGAAUGUGUUUGUAUAUAUAAAGGAACUCAGUGACGAACUUAGAGCUUACAAAGACAAGUGUCCCAAAGCAAAAAAGACUUCUGUGAAUGGUGAAGCGACGCAGAGCAGUGCGCCGAGCGGCGAAGAGGGAAAAGACGUUAAUGGAACAUUGGUGAAACAGUCAAGGUCUAAGACGGCAACUUCGGAGAAUGAGACAAGCAGCGGUGUUGAGCAUGCCCGGGGGGCACAAAGCGAUCGCGACUCAGACAAAAAAGAAGAUGCAAUCCGACGACUUACCCGACACUUAGAAAAGUUAGCAAGAGCUGCCAAGAAACUGGAAGAAAAAGAGGUAGACUGGGAAGAUCCGGACGACGUUAACUCACCGUACCUAAUGGAAAGCCGAAUUAAAGCUAAAGCCAUGAAGGUUUGGCUCAAAAUAUGUGAGCUAGAGGGGAGACGACCGAAGACGGGAAGGGUGAUUGAAAAGAAGCUCAGAUACGGUGGUUCACGGUAUCCAGAAGUCAACAAGAGCAUUGAGAAGUUUGUAAACAAGAAGGGCAUCUUUCCCGACUACACUGACGUGCUCAGUAUCGUAAAGUCGCAGAAUGAAGAAUCGAGCCUCGGUUUAAGAGACUGUCAGGUGCAAAGCGUUGCUGAGGAAGUGUUCAGAGAUGUGGGCAAGCUCCUCCAGGAAAGGAGGCAAAAAGAUGACUUCAGCUUAGCAAUGGCUCGACUGGCCAAUGUUGAGACCGAGGGUGAACUGAAAGAUCCUGCUGAAGGUGACGCAGAACUUGAAACUAAACUUGGUGAAAACUUCACAAAGGCUAAGCAGAGACUGACUGAGGUCAUUGACUCAUUUGUCCACAAACAAAUGGAGAUGAAGCUGGAACCACAGGAAGUAAAAGAAGACGACUGUGACCAGUCUCCACCUCCUAGCCCAAAACCUGAGAAAAAAGAAGGGGAAGAUGAUGGAGAUGAUGGCAAUGAAGAGGAUGAUGAGACUGAAGAUGAAGCAGAUGAGGCAGUCAUAGUACCAAAACGUGAUGAUGACGAUGACGACGAUGAUGACACAGACGAAACAACUGAAGGUGAAGAUGAUACUCAGGAGGGUGAUGAGGAUAACUCUGAAGUGGUAUCUCAAGGUGACACCCAAACCGAAGACUCUCGAACCUCUUUGCCAGAAAAAACUCAUGCUUCGGACCUCAAGAUGGCUGUAGGAGAGACAGAGCACACAGAAUCACCAGACGAAAAGCCAACCACUGACAAAAAAAUUCAUGCUCAAGAAUCUGCAACUCCGCAGGGUACCUCGCCAACAGUCGAUAUGGACAGGACUCAUGGAGGUGUACCCAUAAGCAAGACAGAAUACAAUGAAACAAAAGAAAGAAACGAAGAAGCAGCAACACUAGCAUGUACAAGUCGAGGAGAAGCACAGCAACAGAAGGAAAAGCAACCGGAGAAACCAGAGCCAGAAGUAAUCGAAAUUCCAUCCGAUGAUGACGAUAUUGUAGCUACCCCUGCAAAGAAACCUAAGCUGGCCUAAACCUGGGAUGAUUUACUUCCUGAAAUUGCAUCGACAGUGCUUUCAUCUGUGCGUACAGGAAACAGUAAAGCCUGUGAGUGGGUUAGGCUAGCUGUGGCACUUGUUGAGCUUGACAGUCUUGCACCUUUGAAGAGGUUUGCUGCAGUGGCACACAGUGCCGCACUGGCCUCUCAUCAUGUUACAUGUAACAUAUUUGUGUUGCGUGCGAGGAGGACUCGUUCAGAACUCGUUUCUCCUGCGGAGAAGCUGCGUAUGCUGGCGUUGUUUACAGUGGAAUUGUAGUGGUGUGUUUGCACUUGUACAGUGGGGUUCCUUUUAUACUUAGCACUGGUGUUGGGCUGUCCUGUUUUAUCCUUUUAAGAAGUCAUUUAUGUUUACACACAUGGAAGAACAUGGUAUACUUUUAUCUAGGCUGAGCAAUAUCUGUGGGAAAGCUAUAUGAGAAUUGCACGCUAAACACAGGGGCACGCCUUUUGUUUUAUUUACAAAUGGCUUCAGUGAAAUCGGGGAGGCCUUCACAUAAAAAAUGAACUCCUGGGUGUACACUCAUUGAGUGAGUAUAAAGGUUGUCGAUAGCAAAGGAUGUAGAUGAAGAUACUGCUAUUCAAACUUUCUUCAGGGAUCUGUGUCCCACCUUGUAGGCAGUGUAGGUUCCAGUAACUCGGUUUAAGCCAUUGUCUUUUACUUGCAUGGGUAAGUUAACAUUAUUCCUUUCACCCACAUUUUCUCUGUUGCAGCACCCUCUCUGUUUGUAUGCCUGUGCAGGGCAGCACACAUUUGUGCAGCUCUUUGUACAGUGUUUCAAGCAGCGUUCACUCAUUUGGAGGCGUCUCGUGAUUGAAUACCUUAGAUUUUCCACGAAUUCGGAUGGCAUCAUGCAUGUUGAGUAGCGAUUGAAAUGUUUGAACUAAAAAUAAACACUUAACACAUG